AUGAUCCGUCAGGUGACUGCAGAAGAGGUUAAAGCGGCUAUGUUUUCUAUUGGCAUUGAUAAAGCUCCUGGUCCCUAUGGGUACACAACUGCAUUUUUCAAGAGUGCUUGGCCUAUUAUUGGGGUUGAUAUUUCUAAUGCUAUCAUCGAUUUUUUUGACACUGGGAACCUUUUGCGCGAAUUGAACCAUACUCUCAUUGUGCUUGUUCCGAAGAUUCCUACCCCAUCGGUUAAGUGUAUUAGCAAGAUUGUUGCAGAUAGAAUCAAAGGGGUGCUGAAUGAUAUUGUAAGUGUUAACCAAUCUGCCUUUGUGCCAGGAAGGAAGAUAUCUGAUAAUAUUUUGUUAACUCAAGAGCUCAUGCAUAAUUACCAUAGGAAUGUUGGUCCCCCUCGUUGUGCGUUUAAAGUUGAUAUCCAAAAAGCCUAUAACACUGUUGAUUGGAGGUUUCUUAAGAAUAUUCUUCUUGGAUUUGGAUUUAAUGUCAAGAUGUGA
Helianthus annuus (common sunflower) is the source of this 492-nucleotide messenger RNA. RefSeq lists its product as uncharacterized. The record is from RefSeq and is a predicted model, not a curated record. Lineage: Eukaryota; Viridiplantae; Streptophyta; Magnoliopsida; Asterales; Asteraceae. The coding region runs from base 1 to 492 and encodes 163 amino acids. The transcript is spliced from 2 exons.